This is a messenger RNA of Aspergillus brunneoviolaceus CBS 621.78, 1410 nucleotides long. RefSeq names its product camp independent regulatory protein. Lineage: Eukaryota; Fungi; Ascomycota; Eurotiomycetes; Eurotiales; Aspergillaceae. The transcript has a single exon. Gene Ontology annotation, molecular function: DNA binding. The record is from RefSeq and is a predicted model, not a curated record. Bases 1 to 1410 code for a protein of 469 amino acids.
AUGGUCAACGGCACCACCACGGUGCUGGAGCCCACCUUUAUGGGAUAUGUUGCAACAACACAGGAUGCGCUGAUUCUGUUUGAAGCCUGUCUCACAGGCGUCCUGCACCAUGUCCCUCGUCGCCCCCACGAUCGGGAACGGAGCCACCUCGUUCGCAGCGGCAGCGUCUUCAUCUACGAGGAGAAUUCGUCGGGGAUCAAGCGAUGGACGGAUGGGGUGACUUGGAGUCCCAGUCGUAUCCUGGGCAACUUCCUGGUGUACCGAGAGCUGGAGAAGCCCUUUCCGCCAGGGGAGAAGAAGAGAGCGAUGAAGAAGGCCAAUCGGCGCCCGGUGCCGUCGACGCGACCGGGGGAGCCGUAUCCGCGACAGGAUAGUAACGGAGGCUAUUCUCCUUCCUCGACAACCGGGCCUUUUGGCGAUAGACCGCAUCAGUCCGACGUGGAACGUGCGCUGGUGGGCUCGCUGGUGGAUUCGUACGGUUUUAAGGAUUCGGGGUUGGUUAAGAAGACGAUGAGCGUAACGGUCUCCGGAGUGACGCAUCACCUGGUGUCUUAUUACAGCGUGGACGAUGUGCUCCGAGGGAUGCUGAAUCCGCCAUCGGUGGUCGAAUCGCUGAGAUAUAUCCGGCCCCGUGCAGAACUAACGCAGAAGCAAAGCUUCCGGGCCCCCAUUGAUGAUGUGGAAACUGGAGGGUUGGAGAAUCCGAAUGACCCGUCGCAUGCGCUAUACGGUUACCGACCUCACGCUCCAGGCUAUGCAAUGACGAACUCGCAUCCCGACUUCUACAUGCACCCGCCUUAUGCGGCGAUCCAUCCGCCCCAGUCCACACCAAUACCUGGAUACUCGAUGGGAGGGUCGAUUCCGGCACAAUCCGCCCCCAAUCCAUAUCUGCCUGCACCAUCCGCCCCUACUCAAAUCCCACAGAAACCGGAGGACUACACGCAGUUCCGACAGCCUUCGUAUGGCACCAGCUUUGAUGCGCUCGGCCACAACCCUCUAUCCUCGUCAAUCCCGUCGGUUCUCAACACGGCCAUGCCGAGUUCCUUGAGCGACCGCAACCGAUCCCAUUCCGACCACAGCCCGUCCGCCUACCGCAACUCAUCGAUAUCCUCGCGCAGCGUGGCCACGGACGCAACGUCACCGAUCGAUCCCUCGACUCCUGCUACAUACUCGCGGGGCGGGAGUUUCAGUCUGGGCCCGCUUGACGGGUCACAUCAGCAUCUGGAACACCGGGGGCUUGGGGGAUUUGACCCAGGCAUUUCGCGUCGGGAGUCGGGCCCUAUUCCUACGCCUUACUACACGGGCGGGGACCGACAUCAAUAUUACGUGGGGGCCACGGCCCCGGGCGCACACGCCGGGUAUCCAGUGUCGACGUGGACCACGGCACCACCCGCGCAACCUCAGAUCUGA